Molecule: messenger RNA, 3455 nt
Organism: Pseudo-nitzschia multistriata
Lineage: Eukaryota; Bacillariophyta; Bacillariophyceae; Bacillariales; Bacillariaceae
Source: the annotation of a GenBank genome assembly
CAUACGUGGAAGGAUGAUGUGGCUUGUCCGUCUCUUCUUCGUUCGCGUCUUAUUUGUUCAUUCCAUGAUAUCGCUGCUGCUUGCGAGUGACAGCAUCAAGUGCAAAUCAUAUGGCUCUGUACAUUCAUUCUUGUUUGAAGGCUAUGAAAGUGGUAUCAACAGCAGAAAGAGGAUGAUCCCGYUUGUCAAGACAGCAGGCACAAAUUUAGAACGAGCAACGACGAGAUCGAGGUCGCAAUUUAGAACGAUUGGCUCGCAUGCUGAACAUAGAUUGACUUCAACAACGGUACAUGCAGGAGGAGAGAAUUCAGCAUCGGAGCCGCUCUCGAGAUCAGAACUGGGGACGAAAUUUGUGGAGGAAAUAGAAGAAUCUCUUCGAGAAAACAAUUUUGUAUCACUUAUUCUUCGCGGACCAAAGAAGAAAGGAAAAAAGAAAGGCRAUGGUGGGGACGAUUUACGUGGAUCAAUUCGACAGGUUUUAGGAAGAAUCAUUAAAAUAUCAACUCCAAAAAAGAAAAGGAAAAGACGACCAAAGAAAUCCCAUAGCGAAUCCGACGAUGAUACAAUGCUAGUAUUACAGAUGACAGUAAAAUAUCAUGGAGCCACGGAUAUUUGCAAAAAUUUUSGUCUUUCYGAGGCUCCGAAAACAAUUCAUGAUCUUAUAGUUGGUGAUCCAGCAGAAAUGGCGUCAGAGUGGGGAGUGGAAGCUGUGCGAGCGCAAUCUAUUCAAAGUGCUCAGUUGGUGACAACAAAUAAAAUCUACGAUUUAAGAUUGGAUGAUGGAACGAUACGAAAACAGAAGGUCAAAAAUACUGACGGUAGUGUUCCGUCUUCAGCUAUACCGGCAUCUCACGAUCGUGUAAAACAAGUYCCUCUGUCGAAUAAGGCAGAGUUUUUCAAAGUUUUAGGAGUUACUAAGGACGAUGGGCAGCCUAAACCUCGUAUGAAGGGGAAGCUUCGACAGUGCCAGAAAUUCGUAGAAAUAGUAGGCAGGAUCGUUGACGAGUGCCAAAAACAAAAAAAGAAGGACAUCUCUGUCGUUGAUAUGGGUUGCGGCCGAGCAUAUUUGACAUUCGCUCUUCAUUCGUAUCUACAAGAGCGGUACGGGUCAGUGACUACGACAGGGGUUGACGUGCGACCGAAACUAGUUGCUGAGAUAUCAGGCAUCGCUCGAUCGCUCGGUAAAAGUUUCGACUCCUUGAACUUCGAACAAGGAACUAUUGAGAAAGUGGUCGCACAAGUUUCUACUCAUCAAAAUCAAGACAAAGAUAAAAAUUCAYUGAAUGUUCUCGUUGCUUUGCAUGCCUGUGAUACAGCUACCGACGAUGCAUUAUAUUCUGGAAUUGCKCAGAAUGCCGAUGUAAUCGUGGUGGCGCCAUGUUGCCACAAACAAAUUAGGCCACAAGUCAAUGCUCAUUUCUCAUCCACAAGGCAAAAUAACGCUUUGUCAUCAAUUCUGAAACAYGGUGUCUAUCGGGAACGCAUGAGUGAAACGGUUACUGAUAGUUUGAGAGCACUUCUCUUAGAGUUCGCCGGAUACAAAGUUCAGGUGUUUGAGUUCAUAGGCGGAGAACACACCAGUAAAAAUGUCAUGAUCACAGCAAUAAAGUCUAGUACAAAGCAAUCUCAAUCGGAGACAGAAAGUAUCCGGCAGCAGAUCAYGUCGUUAGCGGGUCUUUAUGGCAUAAGCUACCAGAAAUUAGCCAAUUGGAUGGAAUUUGGCCCAUUAUCAGAACAUUCGACUAAGGAUGGUGCUUCAAGCAAAAUGAAGACUAACAARGUAUCGAAGAUAAGGAUGCCACGAGCGCGUCCGCGAUAGUUUGAGACAUGUAACGAAGUUAAAUUUUCUUGCACAUAUUUUGAGUGGRUCAGGUCCAGCGUUAAUUCCGUCAUUAGYACCUCUGGCGUGACAGGCUCGUGAGAAAUCCCGUCUUCCAAGACAACMGUUUUUAGACUUGUUCAGGUGCGGUAAGAAUAMCCUAGUGUGAGUGAGCCGUAUGAGUGAGCCAACGUAACAGUCAAUGAGUAUCAAUCAUUGAUAUCAAGAACACCAUACCAAACUACUCCUUGGGGUUUUCGUUGAUUUCUGAUUUCCGGGAUCGAUUUUCAAGUCAUUAAAUUGUUCGUAUUCUGCUUCAGUUGUAAAGCAACAAUGACGACAUUGAAAAAUUCCGCAGAGAAAUGUCUGAAGUCACCGAAAGUCCCGUACCCGACCACAAAGAGGAUGGCUGGCAACAAGGGAAAAGUCUUUUCUGCAUACUUUUUUCUCGCUUUUCUUCGUCAAGUAGGUCUGACUCCGUUAAUCACGACGAGGUAUUGAAACCUCUGUAUUAUAUUGUUGGUGAUUCCAGCUCGGAGCAAAUGGAGGCAACCGUUCAGAGUAUAGAAGAUGAUCAAUCGAAGGAGAAGAAUGAAACAGAAACCAACAACUCUCAGCAAUCACGGCUGUUAGGGCGUACGAAUUUGCAAUUUCAUGGUUCUAAAGAAUCUCCUGAUGGUGUAACUUUUGAAACGCUCUCAGUAAAAAGGUUCGGCAAUGAUGAAUCUAUGCUCUUUCGAAGCGCAAACUCGACCACCAUUAAUAAGAGAAUUGAUGUUGAAAAAAAUGCAAACUAUGCUUCGAAAAUGAGCUUAUUUGCAAUGCUACAUACACUAUCAAUCGCUAUAGGAAGGAGGUCUUCAGGUUGUCGCCGCAAAUUAGGYCGAAUCUUCAAAUUCACGUGUUUGCGUGGAUCUAGCAGGCAUUCGAAGUGCAAGUCCCCUUCUAUUUCUAUGGAAUGCUCGUGUGAGCAUGAAACAAAAUGUGAUUCUCAUUCCAAAUCUGAGGAAGAUUCUUGCGACGAGCAUUCCUCGCAAAGUAAAACAAAAGACGAGAAKAGCUAUUCAGACGAUACGUCAGUUGAAGAAAUUACRACCUUGGGCGUGGCUUACGCACACCCAGUGUACACUGGAAAACGCAAGUUAAUGAAGCCAAAGGCGAAGCCGGCUAUCAUAACGGAUUUCUGGCAGAAAUUCGAAGUGGAUUUCGCUCUCGAAAACAACAAAUUCAGUCUUCCCUUAACUGAAACUGUCGUGGAGACUACUACGGCGAAAAGCUGGGGAAGCAUUGCUUCCUCAUCGMUUUAUCCUACAGAUGAACAGAGUAUUGAYGAGGAUUUUUUCUACUGCAAUAGUUUUGAUUCUGAUGUCGAUCUUCCCUUCGACGAGACAUCCGGAGAUUACUAUUGAAUAUGUCUUCUCUAUAUUCUGGACUGUCUGACAAAGAAUUUUUGUCUGAAGCUUCCAUGAGAGUUGGACUGAUUACCCAGCACCAGUACUACAACUGUUAUUAUACUACUGGCACUUGUAGUACUAGUACUAUUACAUUGCUGGUGCAUACGUUGAAAGGACGAGAAAGUGGUGUUGUUCUUGUAGGAAGAUAUUAGCAGGUACAUCACUUCUUUUACUAAUUCAUA